AUGUUUGGAAUUAAAGGCGCCGCCUGCGAUGAAUAUUUCUCCCAAGCUUUCGAAGAAGUGGUCAAAGCUGUCUUUAGAGAGAUUGUGUUUAGGGGGAUAGAAAUUUUUGAGAAUAGGUGUAUUGACUUCAGUGAUUAUAAAAAUUUAUCCAGAUUUGAAUUAAUAGAACUAUAUAAACGGGUGGCUUUACCACUGCCUCAGAGACAAUCUGAGAGCAUUCAAAAUUCAGAUAAAAAACAACAUAAUGAAGGAACUAAUCAUGUUGACGAAUUACAUAGAGAUUCUAUCUUAAUGAAUGGUACAAGUACAAAAACAGAUAUAAAUGGAACAACAAAAAUAGCAGAGUCUUUUUAUGUUAGAUCAAAAUCCCCUGCGAAUGAACUUAAACAAACGUCAAAAAAAAUAUGUUUAGAUAAUUCAAAUAAUUUUACACAAUCUAAUGGUAUUGACAAACGUAUUAAUGACGAAAAGCACGAUGAUGCUCCAUCAAGGAAGAGACAAAAGAUUACAUGGCCAUAAUAUUAUAGCAUAUUAAGUGUACAUGGUAUAUAAAAGCUAUUUUUUUGAAACUGAAUGUUUAUUUAUGACGUUACCCGUUAAAGUGGGAUGUGUAGAUUUCUAUGAAAUUUAUACUAAAUAACAUUGUCAAUAAGAAUUUUUAAGGUAAAUUUACAACAUGUGAAUUAA
This is a messenger RNA of Frieseomelitta varia, 687 nucleotides long. RefSeq lists its product as uncharacterized. Gene Ontology annotation, biological process: embryonic morphogenesis. NCBI's taxonomy places the organism in Eukaryota, Metazoa, Arthropoda, Insecta, Hymenoptera, Apidae. Bases 1 to 519 code for a protein of 172 amino acids. Gene Ontology annotation, cellular component: tRNA-splicing ligase complex. The transcript has 6 exons. The record is from RefSeq and is a predicted model, not a curated record.